UCAUUUCAUCACCAGUCGGUUCAGUUUGUACAAAGCGUGUAGUGUUUCCAGCGGGGCCCCUCCUCUGCUGCAGCUCUGGAUUGGCCCUUCGUGUCUUCACCACCUCCACUCCAGUUCCGCGUUACAGAGAAUAAAAAGUCCCGCAGCACUUCCUCCUGCUUUUACUCUCAGGCUGCGGGAGACCAUCUGCCACCAUGUCCGACCAAGGAGUCUUCGAUACCAACGUGGUCACCGUGACCCGGUUCGUCAUGGAGCAGGGCCGGAAGGCGAAAGGCACCGGGGAGCUGACGACGCUGCUGAGCUCGCUGUGCACGGCGGUGAAGGCCAUCUCCAGCGCCGUGCGUAAAGCUGGGAUCGCGCAUCUUUACGGCAUCGCUGGCAGCACCAAUGUGACAGGUGACCAGGUGAAGAAGCUGGACAUCCUGUCCAAUGAUCUGGUCAUCAACAUGAUCAAGUCGUCUUUUACCUCCUGUGUGCUGGUGUCUGAAGAGAACGAGAAAGCCAUUAUUAUAGAGCCAGAAAUUAGGGGCAAGUACAUCGUGUGCUUCGAUCCUUUGGAUGGUUCCUCCAACAUCGACUGUCUCGUCUCCAUCGGAACAAUCUUUUCCAUCUACAAAAAGGUGACAGAUGAUGAGCCCUGUGAGAAGGACGCUCUGCAGCCCGGCACGGCCCUUGUGGCGGCGGGCUACGCCCUCUACGGCAGCGCCACCAUGAUGGUGAUCUCCACCGGUCAGGGAGUCAACGGCUUCAUGCUCGACCCAGCCCUCGGCGAGUUCAUCCUGGUCGAUCGGGACAUAAAGAUCAAAGAGCGAGGCAAGAUUUACAGCCUGAAUGAAGGUUAUGCAAAGUACUUUGACCCCGCAGUCACAGAAUACCUGCAGAAGAAGAAGUUUCCUCAGGACGGCACUGAGCCCUACAACGCCCGUUAUAUUGGCUCCAUGGUGGCAGACGUCCACCGAACGCUGAUGUACGGAGGCAUCUUUUUAUACCCAGGAAAUGCGAAGAACCCACAAGGAAAGCUGCGGCUGCUGUACGAAGGAAACCCCAUGGCCUUCAUCAUGGAGCAGGCGGGCGGCAUGGCCUCCACCGGCUACCAGCGCAUUCUGGACAUCCAGCCCAAGAGCAUCCACGAGCGGUCUCCUGUGGCCAUGGGCUCCACAGAGGACGUCAAGGAGUACAUCGCCAUCUGCCAGAAACAUGCCAGCAAGAAGAAGUGAGACUACACGACUCAGUCACAACCAACACUGUGCGGAGAAAAACCUCGAACCUCCAAACUGGAAGUCUGUCGUGUUUUGGGCUGAAUGGAAAUGAAUAUUGUGGAGUUUGAAAAUGGGGUUUAAGCCCAAAUAUAAAAGGGGAUUUUAAAUAAGGGAGGUACAAGGUUUUAAAUGCCAUACAAGCAAUGUUCAUGUUCUAUUUAUAGAAAGCUGACAGAUAAUCAAAAGGAGGUGGUUCAGUGGAAACCAUAUAAGCUCAGUUACAAACGCACACAUUCCACAAAAAACUACCAAAGACCAGAAAAUGUGCCAAAAAAAUUGCACUUGAAUCGACUCCUGUUUACCUCCAGCUGUGCCUUAUGAAUCAGAGUGAAUAUUUAUUCUAGAUGUGUGAAGGACCAAAUGUAAACCUCUAUGCAGGAAAAGCUGAUGCCUUUUUUAUGAUGUGAACUGUUUGGAACAAUGAAGUCUCAAUAAAUCCAAAUGAGUCUUAAGAAGA
Messenger RNA from Plectropomus leopardus (leopard coralgrouper), 1716 nucleotides. RefSeq names its product fructose-1,6-bisphosphatase 1a (gene fbp1a). The record is from RefSeq and is a predicted model, not a curated record. NCBI's taxonomy places the organism in Eukaryota, Metazoa, Chordata, Actinopteri, Perciformes, Serranidae. Gene Ontology annotation, molecular function: fructose 1,6-bisphosphate 1-phosphatase activity. Gene Ontology annotation, biological process: fructose metabolic process; gluconeogenesis; fructose 1,6-bisphosphate metabolic process. Gene Ontology annotation, cellular component: cytoplasm; cytosol.